Molecule: messenger RNA, 615 nt
Organism: Hibiscus syriacus
Lineage: Eukaryota; Viridiplantae; Streptophyta; Magnoliopsida; Malvales; Malvaceae
Exons: 1
Coding region: 1-615 (204 amino acids)
Source: RefSeq, a predicted model, not a curated record
AUGAGGGAGGAGGCUUGGGGACUUUUUGAUUCUGCUGUUGUUUUGUCUCAGAUUAGAGGUGCAUGGAUAUGGGACCAUAUCCGUGAGAGGAGGGACAAGGUUGAAUGGCACAAAUUGAUUUGGUUUCCUGCUCAUGUCCCAAAAUUUUCCAUUGUGGCUUGGAUGGUGAUUCUGGAUAGGUUUCCUACAAAGGAUAGGUUAGCCAGAUUUGGAAUUCAGGUUGAUCAUAUCUGUGGUUUGUGUGGAGUUGAGCUGGAAUCUCGAAAUCACUUGUUUUUAGAAUGUUCUUUCGCCCGAGAAGUUUGGGAUGUAAUCUUGCAGACUUGUGGUCUUCAUAACCAGCCGAUUCUUUGCUGGGAUGAUUCUUUGCACUGGCUGGCCUUGAAUUUGAGGGGUAAAUCCCUUCUUGUUUGUAUCCUAAAGCUUGCUUGGACUGGUUUUGUCUAUUUUCUUUGGGAGGAACGUAAUCAUAGGUUGUUUAGAGGUGUUAAUCGUUCGGUUGAUGCAAUUGUUCAUAAAAUUAGAGAUUCUAUAAGAAUUAAAUUGUAUAGAUGCAGUAUGAACUUAAUUGAUGAUGUAAAUAGGAGGCUAUGUCUAGAUUGGGAUUUGUCUUAG